Molecule: messenger RNA, 2000 nt
Organism: Ipomoea nil (Japanese morning glory)
Lineage: Eukaryota; Viridiplantae; Streptophyta; Magnoliopsida; Solanales; Convolvulaceae
Product: leucine-rich repeat extensin-like protein 2
Exons: 3
Coding region: 101-1654 (517 amino acids)
Biological process (GO): regulation of defense response to fungus
Molecular function (GO): metal ion binding
Source: RefSeq, a predicted model, not a curated record
ACACGCCAUUAAUGGAUUCUCCAUUCCACCCAUAAACUCCAGCCAUACAAUCACCCCACCUUGUUUCUUCCUCCCUGCCAUUCCCCUUUCUCCGCUUAUUAUGGCGCUUCAAUCACAGAAAAUGCAGAGAACUCAGAUCACUGAGAUACAGGUAAGGAUGGACUGUAAUGGGUGUGUCCAGAAAAUCAAGAAGGCCUUGCAUGGGAUUCAUGGUAUCUCUGAUCUCUACAUUGAUUUUCCUGGGCAGAAGAUUACAUUGGUUGGAUGGGCAGACCCUGAGAAAAUAGUGAAGGCGAUUAAGAAAACCCGAAAGAGUGCAGUCAUAUGUUCUCAUACAGAGGCAGAGCUGCCGGAGCCACCACCUCAGCCGCCGGAGCAAGGCUCUGAGGGUGAGUCCACUAGUCCUCCGGCGGAAGCUCCACCAGCUGAAGCGGCACAGCCUGCAGAGCCGCCGAAGGAGCCACCCAAAGAUCCGGGGCCGGAAAAUCAUUAUCCUGCAGAGGAAAAGCCAUGUCCUGAGGCCAAAAUCCAGGCAGACCAGCCUGCUAAGCAAAAGGAUGUGGAAGAGGUUCAUGUGGUUUACCACUAUCCACCAGACUACAGCUAUGGCUAUGGUGGACAAUGGAGUUACUAUCACCCUGGCGGUACUGGGUUCAGACAUGACCAGCCUCCACCGCCUCUCGGUUCAAGAUUCAGACACGAGCCAUUUGCAGCAAACAAUAGUCCAUCUUUCAGAUAUGAGCCACCUUCGCCUCCACCUCCCGGUGGGUCAAGAUUCAGACAAGAGCCGCCACCGCCCCAAAAUCCAGGGUUCCGACAAGACCCACCUCCACCACCCUACAGUUCAGGAUUCCGACAAGAACCACCGCCACCUCCACCCCCGAGUAGUUCAAGAACCAGACAAGAGCCGCCACCCCCUAGUAGUUCAAGAUCCAGACAAGAGCCGCCACCACCACCACCAACCUACACUCCAGAACUCAAACAUUCGGGAUUCAGGCAAGAACCGCCUCAACCCCCCGGUAGUUCAAGACUCAGACAAGAACCACCACCACCGCCACCAACCUACAGUCCAGAGUUCAAACAUCCAGGGUUCAGGCAAGAACCGCCUCAACCCCCGAGUAAUUCAAGACUCAGACAAGAACCACCACCACAACCACCACCGACCUACAGUCCAGAGUACAAACAUUCAGGAUACAGGCAAGAACCACCUCAACGCCCCAGUAGUUCACGGCUCCGACAAGAACCACCACCACCACCGCCACCAUCCUACAGUCAAGAACUCAAACACGAGCCUCCUCCAUACCAAAACGGUUCAGGAUUUAGACAAGAGUUCCCACAACCCAUAUACGUCUCUCAUAGCUACAACACCUACAAGCCAUCGCCUUAUGUCACUGGAUAUGAAUAUGUCAGGUCACCUCCAAGAAACAUGAAUUACAAUAGGCCCGAUCCAUAUCCGGAGGACAUGUACCCUAGACCAAGGCGUUACACAGGUUAUGAUUACGUCCAGUCACAAAACUCGCCUCCAAGAUACACACAUUAUGAUCAUUACACACAGGAUUACCGUAGACCCGAGCCUUACUCCGAGGACUACCACAACGGGAAUCUCUCCUCGAUGUUCAGUGAAGAAAAUCCUAAUGCAUGCACAAUAUCAUAGGAUUGCCAACAAGGUCUGUAUAACUGAUUUCGAAUAACUUGUUCAAGUGCCAAAACUCAUCUUCUCGUUGACAAUUACUGAGUGAAUAGUGUGAAAUUGUCAAGAGAAGAGAUUCUUAGCUUCAAAAGGCAGAUGGAAUUUAUUCUUCAGUCCACUUUGCCUUGGCAAUGCAUAUUGCCUGGCAUUCAUUUCAUGUACACGAAAACAAUUAAAGUCACUUUAUUCUUGGAUUAGAUUCCGCAGCUCCAUUUUCUUACACAAGGCCACCUUUUGCUAAUAAAGCUAAUAGACGGUGUACAUCUGAGCUUAGAAACCAAAAGAAAGGAAUAUUGAUAUUUAUUUACUU